Molecule: messenger RNA, 375 nt
Organism: Porites lobata
Lineage: Eukaryota; Metazoa; Cnidaria; Anthozoa; Scleractinia; Poritidae
Source: the annotation of a GenBank genome assembly
AUGUGUCAACAAAAGCAAGCGCACUACUGCAACGGAAGAGCAAGAGACCUAGCCCCGUUACAAGAAGGAUAUGCUGUACACAUGAGACCAUUCACAUUGAAUGGGAAGACAUGGGACAAGGCAACGGUGGCAAAAGGACUGGAUAAGCAAAUAUACCUAGUCGGGACAGAAGAUGCAUCCUACAGGCGAAACAGAGUGGAUCUUUGGAAGACACAAGAAAUGAGUCAACCAGAUACCAGUAGCAUCAAAAGACGUAAAGUCAACUCAGGAAAUGGCUGUCAGUCACCCCAACCCCUAUGCCAGCCAGCCUCUAUGUCACCGUCAAAACAACCAGAAAUCUUGUUCCACACAAGUGACAACUGCACCACCAAGUAG